GCUUAAUCAGUGCUGCUCUCUCUGGAAUGAUAUCCACUUCUCUUAACUCUGGCUUGGGUUUAUGAUACGACGGAAUCCGAUUGAUCUGCUCCUGUUGGAGCCGCAUUCUUAUUGACGUCAAAUAUCCUAGUCUUUACCUGCCGGUUGCCAUCGCUUCCAAGACCCACUCAUCUCUGGUCGUUUCACCCCUUGGAAUAUCAUGCCGGAUUCCAGACCAGAUGGCCACGAUGCUAAGCAAUCAGGGUCGACUCCCCUACGACGGGAGCGGGCCCCGACCAUAACUAUCGACACGUCGGCUGUAACGGCCUCGACUGACCAGCACGCACCACCGCAACAGAUCCUUCCCACGCCAUCACAGCCUUCUUUGCAAGUGUCAACCGAAAAUGUUGAUGCGAAUGAUAUGAGCGCGCUCCUGAGUAGUGGGGGUGUCUCUCCGUCUUCAGUCCGCUCUUUUGCUUCAUCCGAACCCCGGGACUACGAGAGUCGACCCACCUCUCCUCACAAUAUCUCAUCUCCUGCAUCGAAAACCACCGAGGCCAUGUCGAAUUCGAAUUAUCUAGCGGUCCCGGGCACGAGAUCUCGCGGCAACUCGCUAGAAUCCGAAGACUCAAACCAUUCAGCCAGCUCAUACGGGGGGGAUACUUACGUACCCACUGCAUCCCACGGAUCGCACACGGAUUUGACCCAGAACACCAUUGUUCCUGACGAGGAUGCCCUCAAGCCGGAUCCGGGACGAGAGGCGGAGUUCGAGGUGGCAGACAACAAAUUUGCGUUCUCGCCUGGCCACCUGAAUAAACUGUUGAACCCCAAGAGUCUGGGUGCCUUUCAUGCCCUCGGUGGGCUGCGUGGAAUCGAAAAGGGGCUUCGGACCGACACGCGGAGUGGCUUGAGCUUGGAUGAGGGGGAUUUGGAUGGUACCGUGAGCUUCGAGGAUGCAACAUCGACGCAGACGUCCGAAAACCUGCCAAAAUCCGCUUCUCCGGUACCCCAGACCCCUCCUAGGUCCGACACAAGCUCAUCGAAGCACGUUGAGCAUACCUUUACGGACCGAAGCCGGGUUUAUGGGAGGAACCAGCUUCCCGAGAGGAAAGCCAAGAGCUUCCUGGAGCUGGCUUGGAUUGCGUAUAAUGACAAGGUCCUCAUUCUGCUAACGAUAGCUGCGAUUAUCUCUCUCGCUCUCGGUAUCUACCAGUCUGUCACAGCAACAGGGGAUGAGGCACGUGUGCAAUGGGUCGAAGGUGUGGCUAUCAUUGUGGCUAUUCUAAUCGUGGUCGUUGUGGGUGCUGCCAACGACUGGCAAAAGGAACGCCAAUUUGUCAAAUUGAACAAGAAGAAAGAUGACCGGAUGGUGAAGGUGGUUCGCUCGGGAAAAACUGCGGAAAUCUCCAUCCACGAUCUCCUCGUCGGUGAUGUUAUGCACCUCGAACCCGGUGACCUGAUUCCUGUUGAUGGCAUCUUCAUUGACGGCCAUAAUGUCAAAUGUGAUGAAUCCUCUGCCACUGGUGAGUCAGACGUGUUGCGCAAGACCCCCGCCAACGAUGUCUACCGAGCGAUCGAGCAACAUGAGAGCAUCUCGAAGCAUGACCCCUUCAUUGUGUCUGGCGCCAAGGUAUCCGAAGGUGUGGGAACGUUUUUGGUCACUGCAGUUGGAGUCAAUUCGACAUACGGAAAAACAAUGAUGUCUCUCCAGGAUGAAGGCCAGACAACUCCGCUGCAAUCGAAGUUGAACGUCCUCGCAGAAUACAUCGCGAAACUCGGCCUUGCAUCCGGAUUACUUCUGUUUAUCGUCCUGUUCAUCAAGUUCCUCGCUCAAUUGAAAGGCAUGGGCGGUGCCUCCGAGAAAGGCCAGGCUUUUCUACAGAUCUUCAUUGUGGCUGUCACCGUUAUUGUUGUUGCUGUCCCGGAAGGAUUGCCUUUGGCUGUCACUCUGGCGCUCGCAUUUGCAACGACACGGAUGCUUAAGGACAAUAACCUCGUACGCCUGCUUCGAGCCUGUGAAACCAUGGGGAACGCGACGACCAUCUGCUCCGAUAAAACCGGCACACUGACCGAGAAUAAAAUGACGGCCGUGGCAGCCACCCUGGGAAAGAAUCUCCGAUUUGGAGGCAAAUCCACGGGAGCCUCGAGUCGUCCUGACGGCGACCGGGGUCGUGAUCCUGCGACCACCCUUUCCCCAUCCGAGUUUGCCUCGAGUCUUUCUGCUUCAGCCAAAGAUCUAUUGACCAAGUCGAUUGUACUGAACUCUACCGCAUUCGAGGGGGAGCAGGACGGCACAAUGACCUUUAUCGGAUCGAAGACUGAGACUGCUCUCCUGGGCUUUGCGCGUACGUAUCUUGGGCUCGGGUCUCUUAGUGAGGCACGGGAUAAUGCCAACCUUGUCCAGAUGGUGCCAUUCGACUCGGGACGCAAGUGCAUGGCAGUCAUCAUCAAGAUGGACAAUGGUAAAUAUCGGAUGCUGGUCAAAGGUGCAUCGGAAAUCUUGGUUGCGAGAUCCACGCGCAUCGUCCAUAAUGCUACUCAGGAUCUGUCGGAGGGCCCUAUGUCGGACCAGGACCGGUCGAGCUUGGAUAAUGUGAUCGACCAUUACGCGUCUCAUUCAUUGCGAACCAUCGGCCUGGUUUACCGGGAUUUCGACCAAUGGCCACCUCGUGGUGCCCCUACACAUGAGGAGGAUCGUUCUAUUGCUGUAUUUGAUGCAAUCUUCAAGGAUAUGAUCUUGCUGGGCGUCUUCGGUAUCCAGGAUCCCCUGCGACCGGGCGUAACUGAGUCUGUCCACCAAUGCCAGCGCGCAGGUGUCUUUGUGCGUAUGGUUACUGGCGACAACAUCAAUACGGCCAAAGCUAUCGCCCAAGAAUGCGGCAUCUUCACUCCUGGAGGUAUUGCCAUCGAGGGCCCCAAGUUUCGUCAGUUGAGCAGUCGCCAGAUGACGCAAAUUAUCCCUCGGCUGCAGGUUCUGGCCAGGUCCAGCCCCGACGACAAGCGGAUCUUGGUUUCUCAGCUCAAGAAGUUAGGUGAAACGGUGGCAGUGACGGGCGACGGCACCAACGAUGCCCAGGCUCUCAAGACUGCGGAUGUUGGCUUCUCUAUGGGCAUUUCGGGCACCGAAGUCGCCAAGGAGGCAUCCGACAUUAUUCUUAUGGACGACAACUUCACCUCCAUCAUCAAAGCUAUGGCUUGGGGUAGGACAGUCAAUGAUGCUGUCAAGAAGUUCCUGCAGUUCCAACUUACUGUCAACGUCACGGCUGUUGUUCUCACCUUCGUUUCUGCGGUAGCUAGCGGCGAUGAGGAAUCUGUUCUGACAGCUGUUCAACUUCUCUGGGUCAACCUUAUUAUGGACACCUUUGCUGCCCUCGCCCUGGCGACCGAUCCUCCCUCCCCUCACGUUCUCGACCGUCGACCUGAACCCAAGUCAGCCCCGCUGAUCAAUUUGACCAUGUGGAAGAUGAUCAUCGGACAGAGCAUCUAUCAGUUGGUUGUCACCCUGGUUCUGAACUUUGCCGGGAAGUCGAUCUUCCACUACAGAUCGGCCGACGAGCUCGACCGGCUCGAAACAAUGGUGUUCAACACGUUCGUCUGGAUGCAAAUCUUCAACCAGUGGAAUUGUCGCCGACUGGACAACAACUUCAACAUCUUCGAGGGCAUGUGGCGGAACGUGUGGUUCCUUGGUAUCCAGCUGAUUAUCAUCGGCGGCCAAAUCCUGAUCAUCUUCGUUGGUGGACAAGCCUUUUCCGUCAAGCGGCUGAAUGGCGCGCAGUGGGGUGUUUCGCUGGUUCUGGGCGUGAUCUCACUGCCGGUAGCCGUGAUCAUCCGACUGAUUCCUGAUGAGUUCAUCAGCAGGCUUAUUCCUCGGUUCUGGCAGCGUAAGAAGGGUCCCGAGCUUCUGGUGUCCGACGAGGACCGGCGGUUCGAGUGGAACCCUGCUCUCGAGGAGAUCCGGGAUCAGUUGAAGUUCCUCAAGACGGUUCGCGGAGGUCGACUCAGACAUCUCAAACACAAGCUGCAGCAUCCAGAAGAGCUCCUCCCAAGAUCACGCAGUGGGUCGAGGUCCCGAGAAAACUCGAUCCCUGGCACCCCUGUUGGCGAACAUAGCGACAGUACUCCGACCCAGCCGCCGACUCCGGAGUCACGGUCCCGACGCCGCACUCGGUCCCGUUCGAAUUCGGCCUUCGGACCAGCUGCGGCUAUGGCCGGUGUUGUUGCGGGCAGUAUUGCAGGCUGGUCUCCGAUCGAGCGGCCAUCUGAUCAUGGAGAGGCUUUCAAGGUCCAGACCGACAGCCCUCAUGGGGGACUGGAUAAACAGAAGGGCAUUGAAAUUCACCCUGACACCGCUGCGGAUGACCGUAUCCUUGGCGAGUACCAGACUACAUCCAAGACGCCUCCUAGCCAAAACCCCGGACUCCUUCCUUUCUUCGAAUACGCACCUCCCGAGCGGGCUCCAUCCAGCCGCAGCAGGAGGUCCACGUCUCGCCUGUCACGUUCUAGCCAAAGCCAGGCGUGAUCGCAAAUGACUCUCUUCAUACCCUGAUCCUCUCCGACCUUGUAUACUUAUGAAUUGCUUUGAUAAUCCCGUUCAUCAAUUGCGCACUUGUGACUUAGGUUCUCUCUCAUGCUAGAUGUUGCUGCGCGUUGCGGUUUAAUUGCUGGCUUGCUUGUUUUUGUGGGACUCGUUUAGCCUCGUGUGGAAUACUGUUUCUAAUAUCC
This is a messenger RNA of Aspergillus sclerotioniger CBS 115572, 4701 nucleotides long. RefSeq names its product putative P-type calcium ATPase (gene pmcA). The record is from RefSeq and is a predicted model, not a curated record. Gene Ontology annotation, biological process: calcium ion transmembrane transport; intracellular calcium ion homeostasis. The transcript has 2 exons. Gene Ontology annotation, cellular component: membrane; intracellular membrane-bounded organelle. The coding region runs from base 200 to 4498 and encodes 1432 amino acids. NCBI's taxonomy places the organism in Eukaryota, Fungi, Ascomycota, Eurotiomycetes, Eurotiales, Aspergillaceae. Gene Ontology annotation, molecular function: ATP hydrolysis activity; P-type calcium transporter activity; ATP binding.